AUGGCCGGGUCUGCAGUGCAGCGGUUCUGCGAGACCGCGCUGGAGCUGGGGCGGAGGAAGGCGCUGGACGGCGCUGCGCGCAGUGCGCCGGUCCUCCCGGGUCGCCGGAGCCCGCCCCCCCGCAGGUACGUGUUCAUCGCGCAGAAGAGUUACCAGGACAGCGAGACGGGCCCCGAGAGCUCCGUCAUUACCAAGGUCAAGGGCAUCACGGCGUCGGAGCGCAGGGUGUGGGACGUGGAGGAGUACGUGAAGCCCCCCGAGGGGGGCAGCGUGUUCAGCAUCGUCACCAGGAUGGAGGUCACCCCCUCCCAGGUCCUGGGAGCCUGCCCCGAGAGCUUACGAGUCCCCAACGCCACCUGCCACUCGGACGACGACUGCGUGGCCGGGGAGCUGGAGAUGCUGGGGCACGGUCAGCGCGGGGCCAGGACCUGCGAGGUGUCGGGCUGGUGCCCCGUGGAAGACGGGGCCUCUGUCAGUGAGUCCUUCGGGGCACGGGCCACUCCCUCCUGCCACCUCCUCAGGGGCAACAUCGCAGACCGGAAGGACCAGUACCUGAAGCACUGCACUUUCGACGAGGUCUCCGACCCCUACUGCCCCAUCUUCAGGCUGGGCUUCAUCGUGGACAAGGCUGGGGAGAACUUCACCGAGCUUGCACAUCAGGUGAGACGGUGCUGGGCAGCAGGCCAGGGGGGGGCCAUCAUCACCGGGGACUGUGCCCUGCCCCUGCCAGCGUCGGAGUGCAACCCUAAAUACUCCUUCCGGAGGCUGGACCCCAAGCAUGUGCCCGCCUCUUCAGGCUACAACUUCAGGUUCGCCAAGUAUUACAACACCAAUGGCACCACCACACGCACACUCAUCAAGGCCUAUGGGAUCCGCAUCGACGUCAUUGUGCACGGGCAGGCAGGGAAGUUCAGCUUGAUUCCCACCAUCAUCAACCUGGCCACAGCGCUGACCUCCAUCGGGGUGGGCUCCUUCCUGUGCGACUGGGUCCUGCUGACGUUCAUGAACAAGAACAAGGUCUACAGCCAUAAGAAAUUCGACAAGGUGGUGGACACACCUGGCCUGAGUGUAGAACAGAGGCUUCCCACCUCCGAGCCACCCCAGCAGGACCCAGCACCCACCGACCCCAGAGGCUUGGCCCAACUCUGAGCACCCUUUCCCUGCGGGCCCUGCAGUGGACCUGCGCCCUGCCUGGGCAUGAGAGAGGCUGUGCACCUGCACGGCACAGGAGCCAAAGGGCCCGUGAGAGGGAGAGGCUGCACUGCUGCCCAGGCUGCCCUCCUGCCCCACCCCAGCCCCCAGGGUGCCCAGCUGACCGAGGCACCUUGUCCCUACUGCCGUCACAGCCACCAAGAACCUGGGUCAGGGCUGUGCUGAGGGGGCUGCCUCUGCUCUUUGGGCCACAGGGCUGACCACUCCCUGGGCUCUGUGACCUAGGGCUCUGCCUGGGCCCUCCCCUAGUUCAGAACAUGCUGAGUCCAAUAAAGCAGUGAGCAGA
Molecule: messenger RNA, 1498 nt
Organism: Tupaia belangeri chinensis (Chinese tree shrew)
Lineage: Eukaryota; Metazoa; Chordata; Mammalia; Scandentia; Tupaiidae
Gene: P2RX2
Product: purinergic receptor P2X 2
Exons: 10
Coding region: 1-1149 (382 amino acids)
Biological process (GO): calcium ion transmembrane transport; response to ATP
Cellular component (GO): plasma membrane; signaling receptor complex
Molecular function (GO): extracellularly ATP-gated monoatomic cation channel activity; ATP binding; purinergic nucleotide receptor activity
Source: RefSeq, a predicted model, not a curated record